Molecule: messenger RNA, 3097 nt
Organism: Oryctolagus cuniculus (rabbit)
Lineage: Eukaryota; Metazoa; Chordata; Mammalia; Lagomorpha; Leporidae
Source: RefSeq, a predicted model, not a curated record
CACCUUCUCCUCCCAGCUCUAGCUUCGUCCUCCACCCCAGCCUUGGAAGCGCGAUCGCUUGUCUUCACCCCCUCCCCCCCCAUUCCCGGCGUAUUCCUCGCACCCUGACCUUCCCGGGAGCGUCGGGGUGGGGGUGGGGGGCAAGCAAGGUGCGUUCACCUGGGCCCGCCGUCCACGACUAGACUCUGACCGGCAGCCCCGUGGAAGGCGGCGAAGCCUCGGACUGACAUCUCUGCAGUUUCUCUUCCGAUCUCCCUCCCCCACCCCCCGCUCCGGUUUGCCACCCCCGACCUCGUGCGCUUGACCUCUGCACCCUCAGUGGGUUAACGGCGCGGUGGGUCCCGGCUUCCGGACGCGGCCGAGCCGCAGAUCCUGCUCCGGCUGCUACUACCAGCCGUAAGAAGACUCUUACCAUGCCCUUGGUAACGCGGCGGCUGCGAGAUCCUGACGUGAAUCCUUGUUUGUUGGAAUCUGAUGCAUCUACCAGGUGUAUGGAUGAAAACAACUAUGACAAAGAAAGGUGUUCCAGUUACUUCUUGAAGUACAAAAAUUGCCGAAGAUUCUGGAAUUCUGUCAUGGUCCAAAGAAGACAGAAUGGAGUGAAGCCACCUAUGCCAACAGCAGCAGAAAGAGCUGAAAUCUUGGGAGCAAUGGGAAAGCUGCCCUAUUGAAUGUUUGCAUUAAAAUUGUUUGUGUAACUUGGAAGCAGAUGAAUAUUUUAAAUAAGCGAUUGCUGCAAUAUUGAGACUUUUCCCACCUCACCCAGACAGAUCUUAAGUUCUACAAGGGGAGACCAAGGAAUGUUGACCUGUGUCUUUGGUGUUUGCUCUCAGUGCCAUGAUGCUGGCAUGUCAUUGGCUCGCUGUGACACUGAGCUUACAUUACUUCUUAUAGGGCCAAGAGUGUUAGUACAGGUUAUAUGAAGAGUUGAGGUUUUCAAGUACGAUGUGAACAAGUAAAGAAGUAAUGGGCCUGGAGUGAGGGCAGUGUUUCCAAGGAAAUAGGAGAUGGAUGAUGCGGGUAACACUGUGGCAGUUGGAAAGCCCACGUUUGGAGAACUGUCUUUCUGUGGCCCGCUCCCAGUGAGUGGAGCAGUGAUGAGGGAAGGCUGGAGAGGUAAGUUGCAGGUAGCUGUGUGCUGGGCCUUGAAUCCCUGACCUGCUCCUAAAACCUCCUUACUUCACUCAGUUACCUUUCAUUGGUACAUUCGCUACAGGGGAAAUGGUCCUGGAAAGGUUAUCCUAAAGAAGUGACAUGAAAAAGAAGUUUUUCUCUUUAAGGAAAGACUGAGUUAUAAGAUUCUGAGAAUAAAAUCCAUAAACAUUGGAUAGCCCAACCACAGAAAGGGGAAAAAAGAAACUGAUUCCCUCAGGAGUAGGAUUUCUCUUUGUGGGGUGAGGUGGGCAAGGUAGGAUAUAGUGGCGGUUGGGGCAGGGCAGGGAGUUCAGGGAAAUGCAGUACUGGGUUGAGACUAGAAGGUUCUUCAGUAUGGUGACUUGUGGGUUAUGUGCAGCUCUCCGUAGACCCACUGCCUUUUGAAAAUCCAGUUUUUUUCAUUUACAGAAUAAUUUGAAUAUAAAGAAGGUGUUUAUUAUAUAAUAGAAAAUGAAUGAAAUCAAAUUGCUUGUCUCUCUUCUCUUCAUUGGAUCCUGCAUCAACAGUAUUGUUAUUUUUAAAAUAUUUAUUUAUUUUAAAGGCAAAGUGAUAGAGGGAAAGGCAGAGAGCAAUCCUCCAUCCGCUGGUGCAUUCCUCAAAUGGCUGCAAAAGCCAGAUCUGGACCAGGCCAAAACCAGGAUCCAGGACCUCCAUCCUGCCCUCCUACUUGGGUGGCAGGGGCCCAAAUACCUGGUUCAUCUUCUGCUGCCUUCUAGGCAUAUUAGCAGCAAGAAUCAACAUUCCCAUGUGGGAUGCUAGUGUCGCAAGCAAAGAGCAUUAUUUUAACGGCUGCUGGCAGUGAACUGUCCAUUGGAGUCCGUAGCCCAGCUCAGACGUUUUUAAGACAUGUGACCUUCAUUAUUAAAUAGGAUCCUACUUGAAUAAAAAUGGAUUGUUAGAAAAAUUGUUUUGAUUUGUAUUGGCUGUUAUAAAAAUGAUGGAUUAAAAUAGCAGCUGAAAAGAAUUACUACCUAUUUGUGUGACACUCAUUUUAACCCUGCUUGCUUAAGAGUUUAAAAUUUUAAUGGCAUCUCUUUGUACUUACCAGUAUCAGCAUUCGGCUUGUAGCUAUUUGUCCUGACAUAGCUCUUCAGUUUUCAAAUUGUUUCCCACUUUUGCUUUAUUACUAAGCACUUCCUAGACAUGGACAUCUGCCUUAUCACCAAUGCCCUCCUUGUGUGAGCAUUUAUUUCUCUUUGGAAGUGUAUCUAGGACUUGAUUUGCUGGGUCAUAUGGUAACUAAGCUUAACAUUUUGAGGAACUGCCAAACUUUUCCAAAGUGGCCAUACCCUUAUAAUCCAGGAGUACUAUAUAAGGGUUCUAAUUUCUCCACAUCUUUAAUAUUUGUUAUCUGACUUUGGUUAUAGCUAACCAAGUGGAUAUGAACAGGAAUCUGCUUGUGGUUUUCCUCUGCAUGCUCCUGAUGACUAACAAUGUUGAUCAUCUUUUAAUAUGCAUGUUAUUGGUUGUUUGUGUACUGUUAGAUAAAUGUCUAUUCAAGUUCUUUACCCAUUUUUAAAUUUGGUUUUGUUGAGUUGUAAGAGUUAUUAUAUACAAAUACAAGUCCCUUAUAACAUGGUUUGUGAAAAUUUCCUCCCAUGUGAGUUAUAAUUUCACUUUCUGGUGUCCUUUGAAGCACAAAAGUUUUUAAUUUUUAUGAAAUCCAAUUUAUUUUUCUUUUGUUGCUUUUGAUGUCAUCUGUGAAAGCAUUGUCUAAUUCAUGGGCAUGGGCACCUGUUCGAAGAAUUUUAUGGUUUUAGCUCUUACAUUUAGGUCUGUAAUCCACUUUAAUUUUUGCAUAUGGUAUGAGUUAGGAGUCUAACUUCACUAUUGCAUGUAGCUAUCCAAUUGCCCCAGCACUAUUUAUUGAAAAAAACUAUUUCCUCCAUUGAAUUGUCUCAGCACCCUUGUUGCAAAUAAACUGGUUAUGAGUGAGAGUUUA